Sycon ciliatum is the source of this 2051-nucleotide messenger RNA. RefSeq names its product L-threonine ammonia-lyase-like. The record is from RefSeq and is a predicted model, not a curated record. Gene Ontology annotation, molecular function: threonine deaminase activity; L-serine ammonia-lyase activity. The coding region runs from base 112 to 1356 and encodes 414 amino acids. Gene Ontology annotation, biological process: L-serine catabolic process; L-threonine catabolic process. The transcript has a single exon. NCBI's taxonomy places the organism in Eukaryota, Metazoa, Porifera, Calcarea, Leucosolenida, Sycettidae.
GACACUUCCUGCUCAGCCAUUAUUGAAGCAGGGGUUGUUCGGAGGUGUGUCUGUCUGUGCUGUUUGCUGGUGCUUGGAGGUAGAAAGUAAGUUUUUCUCCGUAAUCGGAUCAUGGACGUCCCGGAAGGAGUCGCGGUUACUUUCGAAGAAGUCAGUGCUGCUUCUUUCCGUAUUCGCGAGGGCAUCAACAGAACGCCAUGCGACAGAUCUCACAUGUCAGCCCUGACGGGUAUGGAGAUAUUUUUCAAAAAGGAGUACCAGCAGUUCACGGGCAGCUUCAAGGAAAGAGGUGCCCGCAACACGUUCAUGCUCCUCACGCAGGAGCAGAGGCGUGCCGGAGUCAUCGCAGCAUCUGCUGGUAAUCACGCACUGUCUUUGGCCUAUCACGGCCGAGAUUUGAAUGUGCCAGUGACUGUAAUCAUGCCACUGACAGCACCUCUCAUGAAGGUAUCUCUAUGUCGACACUAUGAAGCCAAUGUUAUCCAGCGUGGAAAUGAUUUUGGUGAAGCCAAAGCGUACGCAAUGGCAAUGUCGGAGGAGAAGGGGUUGCAAUAUAUAAACGGUUAUGACGAUGUCCCGAUUCUGGCCGGACAAGGGACAAUGGGUUUGGAAAUCAUUGAACAAGUUCCUGACCUUGAUGCUAUUGUUAUACCAGUAGGCGGUGGUGGUCUGCUGGCAGGCACUGCACUGGCCAUCAAGUCUCUCAAACCGCAUGUCCAGGUGAUCAGCGUAGAAUCGGACAAGUGCCCCAGCUGGCAGGCUGCAAUGGAUGCCGGCCACCCCGUAGCCACCCCUGUUGGUCCCACACUUGCUGAUGGUCUCGCUGUCCCCACGGUUGGCUACAACGCAUUCAAGACGGCACAGAAGCUGGUCGACAAGCACAUCGUCAUAUCGGAGGACAAGAUUGCGCUCGCCAUCCUGCGCCUGAUCGAGAUGGAGAAGGCCGUUGUGGAAGGUGCCGGUGCCACUGCCCUGGCUGCUCUGCUCGGUGGUGAUCUGGACGAGCUGAAGGGAAAGAAAGUCGUGGUGCCACUGUGCGGUGGAAACAUUGACACCACUGUGCUGGGCCGCUGUUUGGAGCGCGGUCUUGCCGCCGACGGCCGUCUCAUUAAGUUUGUGGUAAGAGUGGAUGAUCGGCCGAAUGGCGUUGCCGAGCUGACUCGCAUCAUUGGCGGUCUCGGUGUUUCCAUCAAGGAUAUCUUCCAUGAGCGAGCGUGGGUGCGUAGUGAUAUCUUCAACGUCGACAUCAAAUGCGUGUGCGAAACGCGAGACUUUGCGCACAGCAAUGAGUUGCGGCUCGCUCUGGAAAAGUCUUAUCCCAAUCGCGUCGACUGGAGUUCACAGAUCCACACCUGAGCCUGCUGGUCGAGCUACAAUGAGCAGAAAAUGAAUCUUCAGAGAUGUGCCCUCAUCUCCCAUUCAACUACUAUGUGUUCGUAGACUGAACUCUUUCCCUCAAACUAGUGAAGACUGAACUGUGUGGUUUUAUUCUCUAGGUACUUUUGAGACUUCUUCUCCUACUUUCUUCCCUCUUGUUUUAGAUGCUCCCUGACCGGCCUUGUCUUUCAACAAUUCUAAUUCUAAUAAUUUAUAAAAUGUCCCAUGGCCACACAUGGCAUGGGCCAUCCAUAACAUGGGUUUUUACCCUUGAUGAUAGCAAGAGUACAUAACCCCUCCAUGUACUCUUGAUGACAGUCAAUGGUUAACAAUUCCUUUCCUCUGAUGUUUCACAAACCGUACCGAUGACGAACAGAUGCCCAAGUAACGUAUUGCCAUGUAGUACGCAUGCAGGCAUUCACACUUUCCUGCUUGCAAACAUUCACACUUUUAGUUUGUUUUACAUGUAGGCUACUUUAUCUGAACAGCAGAAAACAGAGGUUUGACCAAGACAUCAUUGUUUGCUACUGGUAUCUGUGCUGAGCUGAACAUAGUCGACUAGUCGUUGCCGUCGUCUUGUAAAAUCAUGUACUUGCUAAGCAUGUGCACAAUUCAACCACUCUUACCACAGUGCCAUUUUAAAAGCAUUGUCAUGAUGCCAGUUUGAAAUUGUU